AUGUCCACAAAAAACACCUUCAACAUCAUCCUACGUUUCUUCUCAUCAUUCAUAUUCAUAUUCCAAGCAACAGCUAUAGUCAUGUCCACUCCCACAGACAUCCACGACCUUCUCCCUGAUUACGGUUUCCCAAAGGGCAUCCUUCCCAACAACAUCGCCUCCUACACCAUCUCCCCAUCUGGCUCCUUCACCGUUCAUCUCGAAUCCCCCUGUUACGUUCACUUCUCCGAUCAAUUAGUCUACUACAACACCCUCAUCACCGGAACCCUCACUCACGGUUCCGUUUCCGGCGUGUCGGGGAUCCAGGCCAAGAUGCUUUUCAUCUGGCUCCCUGUCACCGGCAUGGAAGUUGAUUCACGUUCCGGCAUGCUUGAAUUCUUCGUCGGAGCUUUGUCCAAGAAAUUACCGGCGAAUCAGUUUCAAAAUGUGCCGGGCUGUUCUUCAAAGGCGGGUAAAGGAUCCAACACGACAUACUUUGUGGAUCUUAUUAUGUGA
This is a messenger RNA of Vicia faba (fava bean), 495 nucleotides long. The record is from the annotation of a GenBank genome assembly. NCBI's taxonomy places the organism in Eukaryota, Viridiplantae, Streptophyta, Magnoliopsida, Fabales, Fabaceae.